UCUCCGGCUCGGAGCGCGCGCGCGGGCGCGCGGGGGGGUAAUUCAGUCGCUCUCGCGCGCUGCCGCAAGGACGCUGGCUCCGCGCGCUCGCCUCGAAACCGGAGUAAAACGCAGCUUUUAUCCACUUUUGUCGGAUGUUGAGCGAAGGUCAAUGUCUCCGUGGACUCGGUCGGACAGCUCGCCCUGAUAUUUCUGAGAAAUGCCCGUUUCUACGCGGCGCCACAGAUAGACUCCAGCGGACCGAAGCUCUCCUCAUCUCACCAUGACCUUCUUCAGCUCUUUAUUUGCCCUCCUCUUCAUCAGCAGGUUUCUGGAGAACUCUCUGCUCAGCGCCGAGGUGAAAGAGGGAGAGAUUCUUCCUCCGACCAUCCAGAAGCUGAUGAAAGGAUACAACAAAUACCUGCGGCCUUUCUUUGACAAUGGUCCCGUCACGGUGGGCAUGAGUUUAGACAUCGCCAGCAUCGAUACCAUAUCAGAGAUCAACAUGGACUACACCGCCACCAUCUUCCUCCGGCAGCGCUGGACGGACGAGCGGCUGGUGUUUGAAGGGAAUAAGAGUUUAAGUCUGGACGGCCGUCUGGUGGAGCUGCUGUGGGUCCCGGACACCUUCAUAGUGGACUCCAAGAAGUCCUUCCUCCACGACAUCACAGUGGAGAACCGACUGAUCCGGAUCUUUCCCAACGGAACCGUUCUCUACGCGCUCCGGAUCACCACGACUGUGGCCUGUAACAUGGACCUGACCAAAUAUCCCAUGGACAAACAGACGUGCACCCUGCAGCUGGAGAGCUGGGGUUAUAACGUCAAUGACGUGAUGUUUUACUGGGCGCGUGGGAACGACUCUGUGAGCGGUCUGGACACGCUGAGACUGGCUCAGUACACCAUCGAGGAUCAUUACACCUCCGAAUCUGAGGCCGUAUACGAGACGGGAAAUUAUCCCAAGCUGAUCUUUCAUUUCGAGCUGAAGAGGAGCAUCUUGUACUUCAUCCUGGAGACGUACGUGCCGUCCAGUCUGCUGGUGGUUCUGUCCUGGGUCUCUUUCUGGAUCAGCCAGUCAUCCGUCCCCGCUCGCAUCUGCAUAGGUGUGACGACAGUCCUGACGAUGACCACACUGAUGAUGGGUGCCCGGACGUCCCUGCCCAAUGCCAACUGCUUCAUCAAGGCCAUCGACGUGUACCUGGGCAUCUGCUUCAGCUUCAUCUUUGGAGCGCUGAUAGAGUACGCCGUAGCCCAUUUCUGCACACUGCACCACCCCGACUGCAACAACGCACUCAUGUACGGUCAUCACAUGCAUGAGUGUGAGGAGGAGAUGAACGGCAUCGUCACCACCAUCGCCAGCAAUUCUUCACGGCUAAAGCGGCGCAAAGACUCUCCGGCUCCGGCACCCACGCCCGCCGCCGGCGGAGAGCCUGGCCUCGCGCCCUCCAGCCCGACCACCAGCGAACCCAAGACUGCAGAGGCCCCAGCGGAGCUCCUUAGCCGCUGUGCCAAAAACAUCUCCAUCCUGAGGAAGAUCCUGAAAUCCAUUAACUGCUGUCAUGUGGAAAACCCACAUUAUAUAGACAACUACUCACGGUUAACCUUCCCGCUGUCGUUCAUCCUCGUUAAUCUGCUCUACUGGACCUACUACCUGUACUUUUAAGUAACAUAUCAUGCUGAAUCCUUUCUGUGUGUUAGUAAGUAAGAUGUGUGUGUGUGUGUGUGUGUGUGUGUGUGUUUAAAAGACCAGUAGAGAGUUACGGUUGCCCCAAUAUUAAAUUUCUCAGCCAAUACCAGUACCCGGUUAUGGAGAAUGAUGUUGGCCAAUAACGAUGGCUGAUUAUUCCGAAUGAUAUCUGUCGAUACAAGUAAUGAUUAUUCAAUAUACCAAAUGCCGAAAACGGCUGCUAAUUAUUUCAGAAUGAUAUAUGCCGAUACCGAUAUCAGAUUUUUCAGAAUAUCUGCCGAUACCAGCAGUGGUUUUUCUGAACAAACAAUGCUAAUAUCAAUCACCAAUUAUUCAGAAUUAUAUGUGCUAAUACAAUUAUUCAUAAUAUUUGUCAAUACCGAUAACUGAUUAUUCAAAGUGGUAUCUUCCAAUAUUGCUAAUCGAUUAUUCAGAGUUACAUCAGCCAAUAGAAUUAUUCUGAAUGAUAUCUUCCGAUAGCAGAUUAUUCACAAUGAUAUCUAGCUAUCCGAUUAUUCAGAAUAUUAUCUGCUGACACAGAUACCGGUACUGCUAACCGAUUAUUCAGAAUGAUGUCUGCUGAUACCGAGAAAAAUCAGAUUUUUCAGAAUAUCUGCCGAUACCAGCAGUGGUUUUUCUGAACAAACAAUGCUAAUAUCAAUCACCAAUUAUUCAGAAUUAUAUGUGCUAAUACAAUUAUUCAUAAUAUUUGUCAAUACCGAUAACUGAUUAUUCAAAGUGGUAUCUUCCAAUAUUGCUAAUCGAUUAUUCAGAGUUACAUCAGCCAAUAGAAUUAUUCUGAAUGAUAUCUUCCGAUAGCGAUAGCAGAUUAUUCACAAUGAUAUCCACCUAUCCGAUUAUUCAGAAUAUUAUCUGCCGACACAGAUAUCGGUACUGCUAACCGAUUAUUCAGAAUGAUAUCUGCCGAUACUAUAGAUUACUGGAAAUCUGAGUUUGGUUUCACUUAUGGCUAAGGAGGACGAACAGACUAAAUCUUCUAGAUUAAUAGCCAACAGCCAAGUUAAUAUAAACCAGUAGUCAAGUAGUCAUUGUUUUAGACUGUUGUUGUGAGUAAUGCAGCCUUUUUGAAAUAUUGGCCAUGAUGAAGUUGUUAAAUGCUGGUAAAUGGUAAUGUAAUUGACGUUACAGCAAUAAUAGCAAAUAAUGACGGAUUACUGGGACUUUGCUGACAUCCCCCAAAUCACUGUAGGUUUUAUCACAAGAGGAAAAAAAUGGGAUAAUUUUAGUAUUUGAAAGUGUGUGAAUGUGAUUGUUAGAAACGGUCAUCUUAAUCUGCAUUUGUGUGUGUGUGUGUGUGUGUGUGUGUGUGCGUGUGUUCAUCAUCAUUGGCUGGACGUCACUGAAACAGUACAAUGCAGUAAAAUAUUCUCAAAAAGUCCUAACAAGUCGACAUCCUAAAGGCGUAGUUCGUUCAAAAGGGGAAACCAUGUUGUUUACUCGCCCUCACGUCCACUAAAAAACCUCUAUGACUGUUUGAAUCUCACUUCCGUUUGCAGUCAAUUCAAAUAUGACAGCAGUUCUUUACACAACCCGCCUCAUCCUUGAGGUUAGAUAAUAUUAUCGACAACAUUGAGUAAAGUGUGCUAAUGUUUUACAAAGCUACAAACAAAAAAAUUGCUAUUACUUUGCUAUUAGAGCCGAUAUAAUAGCGUUGAAGUUCUUUUACGUUUUUCGGGUACAAUGAAAUUUGAGGUUACACUUGAUUUUUAUAUUCUUUUUAUAGUCCUAGACGUUCUACUAACUAUAAGCGACUUUGUAACUACAUGUCAACUAAUUUUCAUUAAUUUGCAAUUACACGUCUGCUAACUUAGGUUUAAGUUGACAUGUACCCAAAAAGUUUGGACCCGGCAAAAUAAAGCGUUACGGUAUUAGGCAGACCGUCUACUAAUACUCUGCUAGUUGACGUCUAGUUGGAAAAUGGCUUGCUGUUAGUAGAAUUUCUAAAUAAAAAGCGGUAGUUUACUGUUAUCUUAGGUGAAUGUGUAAAUACGGUGUAAUGCUGCACGUUUCCUUUCAAUAAUAAAGACGGCAACGGCAAAAAUGGAGAAAACAGAAGUUCAUCCUGUAGUGCACGUCUACUGUUUAUUUAGUUUGUCAUUCUAAUAAUCCUUCGGUAAAUCGAAUAUCAAAAUAACCGUCUACUGUAGCCCUAGUUGACCUUUAAUCCGGUGCAAUUAGUCAUAUUUGAAUUAUGCACAGGAGCGAAUGAGAUUCGAGAGCUGCUGGACACCUGAGGGUCAGUAAAUAGUGAUUUUUAGGUGAACUAUCCCUUUAAGCUCAGUCUCUUUUAGUCCAUCACGGUGCGUUUUCGUUCGCUGUGUCUGUGUUUUCCACACCGUAAUGCCUCGAAUGCGUCUUCCUCGCGUAUCUGUGCUUCUCGAGUUCGAGUUGCAGGGCAGACAGAAGCCAUCUCUCCCCGUUUACUGCUUCCAUAAAUCCUCUGGCCUUGGCCGCUUCUCUUGCACACCACAGGAUCGAUGGCCGUGUAAACUCUUCAUGCGGCGUGGCUUUGAAGAUUCAGAGGUGUUUGCGGACUCCGGACCGAUCCACUGAACUUCUUGGAGACGUGCAUCUGCGCUCCGAAGCUCUCGUCGCGAACCGGACCGAACGCUUUGGGUUAGGAUUUUAACUGAUGUGUUUUCUGAAGCUUUGUUUAAGACAGGCAUCACUUUUCUAAGAUGCGAGCGCUCAUUGUUUAUUUGAAUGGAUGGGUUUUUCUUUCUGGAUCACGUAACGGUUUUUUUUCCCCUUUGGGAUUGUUGAUGCUCUUAAAUGGAUCGGCUAUUUUUGUAACUUUUAAUUGGCUUAAUUGAGAUGUUUUGAGCGUUUGCCGUCGGCAUGCAGUCGGAUCCUUAAUUUCACGUCGAAUGCCUUCCGUUGAAAAGUUGAAACUACGAAGUGCUUGAUUUUCAAUUUAAUGCAUGUUUAGGGUAAUAUUUAUUCAGUGUAAUAAUACAUUAAUAUGGACAUGUAAAUUAAUAUUCACUGGACUACUUUGUGUUGUUUAUAAUUUGCUACGUUUAGAUUUAAUGCAAUAACUUUGUCAUUUACUAUAUAUGCAUAUCAGGCUUAUUGUCUUUAACUAAAACUAAAACCAUUAAAAAAAAGUACUUAAAAUG
Messenger RNA from Puntigrus tetrazona (Sumatra barb), 4803 nucleotides. It is a transcript of the gene gabrzb, whose product is annotated as gamma-aminobutyric acid receptor subunit pi. Gene Ontology annotation, molecular function: GABA-A receptor activity; extracellular ligand-gated monoatomic ion channel activity; neurotransmitter receptor activity. Lineage: Eukaryota; Metazoa; Chordata; Actinopteri; Cypriniformes; Cyprinidae. Bases 263 to 1639 code for a protein of 458 amino acids. Gene Ontology annotation, cellular component: membrane; GABA-A receptor complex; synapse. The transcript has 10 exons. Gene Ontology annotation, biological process: signal transduction; regulation of membrane potential; monoatomic ion transmembrane transport. The record is from RefSeq and is a predicted model, not a curated record.